UCUCCCUCUACAGCCUCAUUUGCACCUUUAGGGCUACUACCCGCACACACAACGCCUUUAUCUGGGUCGCUCUCACUCUGCCUUCCUCUCUCAUCUUCUUCUUCUCGAUCGUGGUGAUCCAUACACUCAAGCCUCUCUCUCUCUUUCUCGGCUUAUAUUAGCUGCCAUCCCCCCUCCACAGUUCUUCUUCUAUCUUGAGCUGCACCGCUAGUGGAUCGAUCCAUCCAUCCAUCCAUCCAUGGGAGAUCCCUACACGAAUUUCUUGAGAGGCUACAACCUGCGCUAUUCCAACCCAGCUUCUUCCUCCUCCUUUCCCAGCUACGCCUCCUACCUCCACCACCCACCAUCUCCCUCGUCCCCUCCCAUCAGGGAAGCCCUCCCCCUCCUCAGCCUCACGCCCUCCUCCUCAACCCACCAGCACCACCAUCAACACCAUGAUGAAGAAGAUCACAAGGACAAGCUCAUCACCACGGCCGCCUGCAGCAACCAAGCUGCAGAAACUGCUGAUCAGGGAGCCGGGGAGGUCACCGUGGCCCUACACAUAGGCCUUCCCAGCCCCGGCCCCUCCGACGCAGCAGCCGGCCACCAUCAGGAACAAGAUGCAGCAGCAGGCGGAGCUGAGGAGAGAAGCGAGAAGCAGCAGGAGGAAGGAGAAGAGGAAGGGGAAGCGGAGGAGGAGGACGGGAGCACGAUGGCGCUGGGGGUGGGGUGCGCGUCGCUGGGCGUAGGGAGGCUGACCAAGGGGCAGUACUGGAUCCCCACCCCGUCCCAGAUCCUCAUUGGACCCACGCAGUUCUCCUGCCCCGUCUGCUACAAGACCUUCAACAGAUACAACAACAUGCAGAUGCACAUGUGGGGUCACGGGUCGCAGUACCGGAAGGGGCCCGAGUCCCUGCGCGGGACGCAGCCAACGGCGAUGCUCCGGCUGCCGUGCUACUGCUGCGCGUCGGGGUGCCGGAACAACGUCGACCACCCGCGCGCCCGCCCGCUCAAGGACUUCCGCACCCUGCAGACGCACUACAAGCGGAAGCACGGCAUCAAGCCCUUCAUGUGCCGCAAGUGCGGCAAGGCCUUCGCCGUGCGCGGCGACUGGCGCACCCACGAGAAGAACUGCGGCAAGCUCUGGUACUGCGCCUGCGGCUCCGACUUCAAGCACAAGCGCUCCCUCAAGGACCACAUCCGCGCGUUCGGCCGCGGCCACGCCCCCUGCGGCAUCGACUGCUUCGACCUCGACGACGACGACCGCGACCCCUCCUCUGAGGUCGACCACGCGGCCGUCACCACCGCCGCCGGCGCCGGAGCUGGCGUUGUUGGCAGCGACCAUCGCCACUGGAAGAGCAACUGAUUGAUCGAGCUCUAGGGCUACGGUCUACUACUGGGUAAGUAUAUACGCAUGUCAGUUGAGGUGUGGGACGAGCGCUAAGACACCUAGCUAGCUAUUAGUACGUGCUAUCUGUAAUUCUGUAUACUCUACAUGGAGCUGCAAGCAGGCGUACAUAAGGAUCCAUAGUGCCAACGAUGAUGGGGUGUGUUUUAAUUGAGAAAAAAAGAUGAAUUAUACAUAUGCAGCUUCAUUAAUCAAGGGAUAUCGAUCUGUGCAUGUAUGGUUAUGAGAGAGGCGAGUGCAUUUCUAAUUGUUUGGGUAGCCUAGCUAGCUUUCAUUGUAUGUGUUGACUAUAUGGUGAUAUACGGAUUUAUCAAAUGUUAAUUCAAAGGAGUUACUACAUUCAAGCAAA
Messenger RNA from Lolium perenne, 1736 nucleotides. RefSeq names its product zinc finger protein WIP2. Gene Ontology annotation, biological process: regulation of gene expression; anatomical structure development. Gene Ontology annotation, cellular component: nucleus. Gene Ontology annotation, molecular function: DNA-binding transcription factor activity. The record is from RefSeq and is a predicted model, not a curated record. NCBI's taxonomy places the organism in Eukaryota, Viridiplantae, Streptophyta, Magnoliopsida, Poales, Poaceae.